Vespula vulgaris is the source of this 2567-nucleotide messenger RNA. RefSeq names its product CLK4-associating serine/arginine rich protein-like. The record is from RefSeq and is a predicted model, not a curated record. The transcript is spliced from 14 exons. The coding region runs from base 144 to 2387 and encodes 747 amino acids. Lineage: Eukaryota; Metazoa; Arthropoda; Insecta; Hymenoptera; Vespidae.
GCGGUUGCAAGGCAACAUGUCUGCCCCGUGAAAGACGAAAGCGUGUGAAUCAGAUAUUCUUCAGUUUUUUUUUAUCCUAUUCCACCGAAUAGAUGGAAGUUCUAUUGUUACUUUAAUAUCCCGGAAGUAAUCCUUUGUAGAUAAUGAGUUUUUCCGUAAAGAAAACCGGCGGAAGAAUGUGGCACGAAGCUCGAAAGCAAGAAAAAAAGAUACGUGGGAUGUUGGUCGAUUAUCGUCGACGGGCCGAACGUCGUAGAGAUUAUUAUGAAAAAAUUAAAUCAGAUCCUACCCAGUUCCUUCAACUUCAUGGCAGACCGUGCAAAAUACAUUUGGAUCCAGCUAUAGCAGCUGCUGGUGACAGUCCAGCAAACAUGAUGCCGUGGCAAGGAAACGAAGACAAUCUUAUAGAUCGCUUUGAUGUACGUGCUCAUCUAGAUUGGAUACCAGAAGCAUCGGAUACCAUUGACGUUGAUAUCGCUCUCACGAGCGAAGACAGACAUAUCAAUUAUGAACGUUAUCGCAUAAUUGUUCAAAAUGAAUUUUUGGGAGUCGCGGAAGAAAAAUUUUUACAUCAAAUACAUUUGGAGGAACAAUUUGGUUCGUCUACGAAAGUAGAUGCUUCAAAAGAUAAGAAAAAAUCUUCUAACAAUGCUGCUAUCGGUUACAACUAUGACACGGAAGAACCAAUUCCCGAUGCAGCAAAAACGUUAGACUCCGUUAUAGCUGACGAGAAACCUGACGACGAGGACAGCGAUAUUGAUUUAGAUAUUUGCGUUGACGUUUCUCAAAUCGAACCUUCCCAAGCGCACGAGAUGAAUUUGGUUGCCCAAAAGUAUGGACUUUUGGGAGCUGAUUAUUUUAGUUUCUUGACCCAGGAUUUUGAAGAGGCAGAAACGCUAAGACAAGCACGCAAGCAAGAAGAAGAAAAGGCGAUGUAUUCGGGUCGAAGAUCUCGCAGAGAGAGACGAGCUUUUCGAGAAAAGAAGAUGAUCGGUCGUGUUAUGAGUCCACCAAGUUACGCAGCUCGUGAAAGUCCAGAAUACAAUCCUUACAGGAAAUCUUCCUCAAAAUCACGUUCACGGUCUGUUUCGCCUGUAAAUACUGGACAAAUUACUUAUAUCACAAGUUUCGGCGGCGAGGAGGAAGCUCACAGUAGCUCUUCUCACGUAACUUCAUCGAAUUCGAAAAAAGUCAAUUAUUCGCAUCUUAGAAGAAGAAGAUCUGAAAGUCCUGUUUCGAACGAAAGGACAGUUAAUAGAAAAUUAUCGAAAUCUAGAUCAAGAAGCUGUUCUCGCUCUGUUAGUAGAAGCAAAUCUUACAGGACACGCGACAGGAGGCGCAGUGUCUCGCGAAUGAGAUCCAGAAGGACGCGAUCGAAGCAUAGGAAAAUGCAAAGAUCCAGAACAAGAAGCCGUUCUCGACGAUCGAGAACACGUAGUAAAUCUCGAUCUCGAUGUAGAAGUACAAGCAGAUCAAGGUCGCGUUCGCUUUCACGAUCUCGAUCGAGAUCCACUUCGCGUCAACGUCAAAAAAGAUCAAGAAGUUCCUCGUCGAGCAGCAUAUCAAGAUCAAAAUCAAGAUCAAGAUCUAAAUCGCAUCACAGAAGUCGUUCCAGAGAUAGUUAUCGUCGAAGACGUUAUUCUCCCUCAAAAUCGAGAUCAAAAUCACGUUCAAGAUCAAAAUCUCAAACGAGAUCAAGAUCUAGAUCUAAAAGCAAUAAUAGCAAACGAUCACGAAGUAUUGAAAAUAAAGCGCAAACACUGCCAAGAUAUUAUGGCCGCCGUGGUAAAUCCUCCAGUCUUGAAUUAGAAUUGUCUGACAAGGAAGAGAAAACCACAGCACCAACGCUAAAGCCAACAGUAACAACCGCAAGCAUAAACAAGCCAAAAGCAGGGUUAAGUACAAAUUCUGGUGGCGGACACAAAUCUACGAAAAUAACGCCUCAAGAGCGGCUUAAGAAAAAAAUGCAGGCUCUAUUAAAUAGGCAAUAUAAAGCAGACAAGAAGGCAGAACAAUUGAGAAUAGAAAAGAAGGAGCAGCAGAGACAAGACCGAGAGGAUGAGAUUAGAGAAAUGUCAUUAAAAUUACGUCGAAAGCAAAGAGAGCGAAGACAUCGAUACGAAGGUCACAGUUCGGAUUCACGAUCUUCUAUAUCUCGUACGCCGAGUCCAGGACGUAGUCCGAGACAUCACGUACGUCGAGAUAGGAGAGACAGAGACAGGGAUUUAGAAAUAGAUCGCGAACGAGAUAGAGAUAGAGAAAGGGAUAGAGAAAGAGAUAGACGUGAUGACAGAGAAAGAUGCAGGCAAGAAACACGAAGAAGAUACAGAGAUUCUCCGCUCCGUUCUUUAAGUCCAAGAAGUAGUCGAGGCUUGGUAGACUACUAACGUGAGAGAUAAGAAUAUGCCUAAUUCGUUAUAUCCAAUGAUUUUAUAUAAUUUAUAAAAAACUUCCUGUUCAUUGCAUUCCUUCUUAGAAGUGCUGCUUCAUUUUUGACUUACACGAAGAAAAAAUAUAUUGAACUGUAUUGUGCAAGCUAUUAUAAAUUGAUUGGAAUCUGCUGUAAA